Molecule: messenger RNA, 9198 nt
Organism: Entelurus aequoreus (snake pipefish)
Lineage: Eukaryota; Metazoa; Chordata; Actinopteri; Syngnathiformes; Syngnathidae
Product: cold shock domain-containing protein C2-like
Exons: 29
Coding region: 4588-7806 (1072 amino acids)
Biological process (GO): cGMP biosynthetic process; receptor guanylyl cyclase signaling pathway; protein phosphorylation
Cellular component (GO): membrane; cytoplasm
Molecular function (GO): ATP binding; guanylate cyclase activity; protein kinase activity
Source: RefSeq, a predicted model, not a curated record
UUGUAAAAGGCUUUGUCGGGUGUGAAGGGAGCGAUGGCGUGCAGGCGGGUAAAGAAACGUUAAGGAGCUGAAGGUGUGUGAUGUCGUUUUGAGCUAAUUUGACAGUGAAUGAACAGAAAUGCAGACAGGAAAGUUGUAGCGCUACAUAUCGACUUACUGGCCACAACAUUAGGUACCCUCUAAUGGGAUAACGCUCAGUCAAAAAAAUAUAAAUUUACAUUUAAUGCAUAUUUUGUCACUUUUAUGUUACAAAAUACGGUGUUAACCUGAAUAUAAGACAUAUUUUACCAAAUGGUUAGAAAAUAAUUUGUCCUCAAUUAAUCAAAGCGUGAACAGCCAUUGGGUUGCAGAGGGAGAACGUGGGAAAGUUGAACCAACAGUGCCACCAUGUGGCCAAAUGACACCAAGACAACUUUUUGACUUGUGUGGUUUAUAUUUGCAUUUAGGAUGAUGUAGCGUAGGAUAUAGCCAUAUUUAUUUGUUUACAUGUGACUAAUUGGUAUCAUCAUUUUUAAUUACUGUAUUGUUUACAUUUUGAAUAUGACAAUGUUUUUUAUUAAUAGCUAGAAAAUAGUCAUCCUAUUUAUAUAGCCCUUCAUCUCUGUGCCCUUAGUGUCUCAAAGGGCACUGUUGGCUCAAGUUUCCCCACCCUCGCCCUCUGCAACCAAAUGGCUGUUCACGCUUUGAUUAACCGACGACAAGCUUUUUUCCACAAGAAAGUAUAGCGUCAUGUUUCAUUGUCUGUUUACAUUUGCCUUGACAGCGGCUGCUUUACUUACAAUGUGACAACACAAUGCCAAAAUCAUUGUAAAACAAUAUUUAUCAUAAAUCUGGUUUUACUUCACCGAUUUUCACUAUUCAAUCAGCAGGCACAAGACAUUAAAACAAUGUUGAGAACUUAUUGAAUUAGGUCCUGACGUUGAGCAACUCAAACCUAACGUUGAAACAACAUGAUUUUUGACGACAUUUAAUCAAUGUCGGUUCUGACGUUGAUUUGACUAUUGAAAUGUGGUCAUUUUCCAAUUAAUAUUCUACAACACAAAUACAAUGUUUAAACAACAUACUAAUGUUUAUCUAAUGUCAGGUUGUGACAUUGAUUUGACCUUUGAAAUGUGGUAAUUUCCCAACCGACAACGUGGAUCCAACGUUGGACAUCAACGUUGUCUCAAUUUACAAAUACAACUAUUUUGCAACGUUGUUUCAAAGUCAGUUUUAAAGGACAUGUAUGUAUAAUCAACGUUGUAUCAAUGUCUUGUGGCUGCUGGGGUGAACUUUAAAGUCAACGCCACCAAUUAUGAUGCGCUUUAAUUUUCCACAUCCCUCUAUCCAUAUUUACAGUACCGUAUUUUUCGGACUAUAAGUCGCAGUUUUUUUCAUAGUUUGGCCGGGGUUGCGACUUAUACUCAGGAGCGACUUAUGUGUGAAAUUCUUAACACAUUACCAUAAAAUAUCAAAUAAUAUUAUUUCUUUCUUUCACGUAAGAGACUAGACGUAUAAGAUUUCAUGGGAUUUAGCGCAGGAGUGACAGAUUGUUUGGUAAACGUAUAGCAUGUUCUACAUGUUAUAGUUAUUUGAAUGACUCUUACCAUAAUAUGUUACGUUAACAUACCAGGCACGUUCUCAGUUGGUUAUUUAUGCGUCAUAUAAUGUACACUUAAUCAGCCUGUUGUUCACUAUUCUUUAUUUAUUUUAAAUUGCCUUUCAAAUGUCUAUUCUUGGUGUUGGGUUUUAUCAAAUACAUUUCCCCCAAAAAAUGCGACUUAUAUAUAUAUUUUUCCUUCUUUAUUAUGCAUUUUCGGCAGGUGCGACUUAUACUCCGGUGCGACUUAUACUCCGAAAAAUACGGUAUUUGUUUUCAUGCGACUAAUUGGUAUCAUCAUUUUUUAUGUAUGUAUUGUUUACAUUUGAGUAUGGCAUAGUUGUUUUGUUUUUUUAGAAAAAAACACAACAAAGCACCAUUAAUAAGAGUAGUUGUGCCUUCAUCUCUCCACAGGUGAUUAUUUUCUAUUUUAAUACUGUAGUAACUCUGGAAAGUGUGGAAACAAAGCAAUAUUAUUGUAGCGAGCUUCAAAUUUCAAAGGCCACAGGGUUUGGGAUUGGAGUAAGGGAAUUUGAAGGUAGAAAGACAGGAAGAAAUUAAAAGUGAAAGAGCAAGUAAAAUAAUGACAAAUAAGUAACUCAGCAGUCCACAAACUGAGGGUUAAGGAAAAUUAUAGGUAAAGAUAAAGGUUAUGAGGUAUUUAUUUUUCCAACAAAUAAAACGAAUAAAUGAAGAUGGUCAGUCAGCCUGCAGAUAUUGUUCUGCUAAUUUGGGAGGUGAGCUUAUUUAUUUAUUGACUUAUUUAUUUAUUGGAAUUUCAGUAUUUUAAGGCUUCCUUUUUAUGCAUUUUAGCAAGCUUGUUUAAAUACAUUUCUGACAAAGGAAAAAACAAUAAUUCUGACUUUUAUUUAAAAUAUGAAGGAGCUGUCCAAAUGAAGUGUUUUGUUGUUUUAAACGGUAUUUAAAAAAAAAUUAGAAUGUGUUCCAUGUUGCCGUCUUUAAUAAGAUGUUUGUAUGGUCUUUGCAUAUUUAAUUUGUCAAGCAUCACUGACUGUUCAACUGUUGUAACACACUGUAUUGUGUGGAUUUUAUCUGCAGUUAGUUUGUGUUUAAAAGCACCUUUUUAAUAAUCACUGUGACCUUCGAUAAUGUUUGAAUAAAUUAACAGUAUUCAAAUAUACAGGUGUGAAAAUGUUCUAUAAACAUUGGCAAAACAAAUAUAAGGAUUAUUUAAAUUUAUUUAUUUAAAUAUAAAAUAACGGUGAGGAAAAACGUUAAAACAUGGAAAACAUGGCACAAAGGUAUAAAAUAAGCAGUGGUGUGCCGUCAGGGCCAGCAAGGCCUUCUCUGCUGGCCUAACAUAACCAGAAAUCAUGAUCAUAAUUAAAGAUAAAAGCUAUUUUUAAUUUACUUUCCCUAAAUAUCUAAAAUUAUUCAUAUUCUGUUCAUGCAUGUUAUGCUCUUUCCAAUGCUGUUGUUUUUAGGUUAGAGUUUGUAUCCAAUCAGAAUUCAGAUAGCUUAUGUUGCCAUGCUGUACCAAAUCUGCCCGGGGCCUUCAGAAUCAACAAUUCAGGCGUCUGUGCACUGUAAGUGAACGGGGACAUAAAGUUCAUAGACAAUUGCCAUUGCCAAUCAGAUCACGAGUUGUUGUCAGUAAGGCCUUCUAGCUGGCAGAAAACAGAAAACUCACCGGUACUCACACAGAAGGAGAGCAAAAUGUUGAUUAGGUGGCAGAUAUACAUUUGCAAGGCCAUUUUCAAGAAGGAUACUUAAAAGAAACUACAUCUUGUGAGACGAGGUCGGCCGACACCGGAUGAAAUGGUUUGCCCGCGACUUUCACACGAAUCAAUCAGUGUCAAAUGGGUGCUACAAAUUGUGUGUUCAAAUAUUUUUCAUUGGCUCAUGUUUAAUUUGUUCCAUAUAAUUAUUUAAAUUUUGACAGUACCACAUAGGAUAUGUUUUAAUUGCUGAAGCAGGUUUACUGAAUGUUAAAUGCGCCAAAAAAUAGACCGUUUUGUACACUGUUGAUGGGGUUUAAUGACCAGUAGUGUGCAAGUGUUUUUCUGUAUAGUAUCUCCAGCCGUGUCCAUGUGGUGACAUCAAUUACGGUAUUUUGAGAGGUGAAGUCGGACUAAGUAGGACAUCACUGAAAGCCUAUAGGUGAGAAAUGCACGGCCCGCCACUGAAAAUAAGAACAUGUAUUCUGAAAGAAAAAAGCUGUGAAUAGUUAAAUUUCAUGUCAUUAUUUCUACUGUUGUAAGAAUCCGUACGUGAAGACAAUAAAGAAAUGAUUAUAUACAUUUAUAUUAUCAUUUAUUUACUAUAGCAAAUUGGAUUGAUUCUUAAAAUUGUAACUAUAAAGAAUAAUAAAGUAAACAAAAUAAUUAUAAUAAAGAAAUAAUGAUAUGGAAUGUAUAUGAUUAUUUCUUUACAAUCCUCAGUUGUUUAUUUCAUUUAAUAGUGGAAAUAAUUGAAAAAUUAACAAUAUUUAUUAUGAAUGAUGUAUUAUGAGAUAAUAUGAAAUAUUGAUAUGAGUUACUGUAAAUACAAGUCAUCUAAAUACUUUAAUAAUAAAGGUAGGUAUUUAUAUUGAACACUAGGUGGAAGCAUUAGGCCCAAUCCCAAUACACCCCCUCACCAUACUUUUUAGCCCUAUCCCUACAUUUGGCGCGUUCCCGUGAAAGUAGUAGUGCCCCAAUGACUCUUUGCAUGUAGGGGUAGUUGGCAUAACGAGGAGUUGGGGGUAUGAAUCUAGCCCUUCAGAGUGAGCCAUUUCAGAUGCUGACUUGCUCAGGCGUUGUAUUUCAAGUCAACUUCCAAUGAGCGAAAUGUGCUCGUUAUCUCCAUGUGUGGCGAUACCUGCGUCUGUGCUCGUAAUUCAUGCAGACCUUGGCAUGACAACAGAGGCAAGGUUUUAUGGUCCUUGCUGGCUUUCUCCGGGUUGCACAUUAACAAUCAUUGCAGGCACUCUGGAUGCACAGAAAAGGGGGAGAGAGCAGCAGAAAAUGGAUUAUUUCUCCUAGUGCAAGAAGAUAAAUGUGCACAAAAUGGGAUCAAGCAGAUGGUGUUUGUGGUGGUUGUUCACCUUCGGGACUCUUGUGGUGUCGCUUCGGAGCGUCCGACAUUGCCUGAGAGGGAUCUCCAUGAACGUGAUUCUGCUGGAUGACGAAGAGUCACCUUGGAGCUUAAAGUUUGUGAGAGGGCAAAUACUGAAGGCGUUAGAUUCCGAAUCUGGGGUUGAUGAAAACGGGGUGAGAUUUAAUCUCACGGCCAAAUUUGGUGGUUUUAAUACUACUUUCUAUGAAAAAAGCGGCUGCCCAAGUAGCACAUGUGAAGGAGUGGCCGAGUUAAGAAACCUGAUGUCUACAGGCAACUUGGGAUGUGCUGUGCUUGGACCCACAUGCACAUUGGCCGCUUUCAAUAUGGUUGAUGCUGAGAGGGGACUGAAACUGAGCACACCCAUCAUCUCAGCAGGCAGCUUCGGUCCCUCCUGCGAUAACAAGGUCAACCUCCAGCGCCUCCUGCCGCCCGCGCUCAAAAUUUCCGACUUUUUCGUCCACUUCUGGAAAGAAAACAACUCUAUCAAGCCGGCAUGGGAGACUGCUUAUGUGUACAAGAAGCAGAAUAACACGGAGGAAUGUUUUUGGUAUAUAAAUGCACUGGGGGCAGCCGAACACAUAUUUGCCAAAAGCGUGGCAAGAACAAUACUGCACACACCAGAAGACCUGCAAAAGGUUUUGUCGUCACACAGGACCAGGACAAGCAACUUGUUCAUCAUGUGUGGUUCCAUGAUGGAGGUUGUGGAGGUGAAGAAUCUCACCGCAGAAGCAGACAGCAGUGAAAUUCUCUUCAUCCUUAUUGAUCUCUACAACGACCAAUACUACAUCAACACAACGUCCCAGCCAUCUAUGAAGAAUGUGUUGGUACUCACCAUGCCCAACACCAGGAAUUACACCAUAGACCCAGACCUGACAAGCAACACCACAAUGAAUGACUACAUGGCUGCGUACCAUGACUCAGUGCUGCUGGUCAGUCGAGCGAUAAAGGAAAUAUCCCAAAAACCUCAUUCAGAGCAUUAUCAUGUUAAUGUAAAUUACCUCAGGAACACCUCCUUUGAUGGUAUUGCAGGAAACUAUCGGAUAGACAAGAAUGGAGACAGAGAUGUGAAUCUCUCUAUCAUUUACACCACCAAUAACAACAAGUUUUGCACCUUGUUUACCUUUGACACAGAGCACAGUCUGACCACAAUGGUUGAGACCAAACCUUCUUUCGUCUGGGGGAACAGACUUCCUGAUUUCAAGCCAGCUUCAGAAGGAGCAUCACUUGACACCGUCGUCAUAGUUUUGGGGGUGAUUGUGGUGGUCGUGGCCAUCAUUGCCUUCAUCUUCUACAGACAGAACAGGAGAGAUCGGCUGCUGAGGAAACGCUGCUCCGACUCCCACAUCCCCUCUGAACUUGUCACCCUGUUGGAGGACAACUCAUUGAACCAAGUUGUUCUGAAGAUUGAAAAUGAGAGGAAAAACAAAGUAUUUAAGAUCCGCCGUGCGCUCUACGACAAGAAGAUUGUCAUUCUGAAGGAGCUCAACCACUCAGAUGGAAACUUCAACGAGACACAGAAAAUGGAGCUUAAUGCUCUCUUGCAAAUCGACUAUAACAACCUCACCAAGUUUUACGGCACAGUGAAGUUGGAUGUGGGCGUGUUUGGGGUUUUUGAGUACGGUGAGCGGGGAUCACUUAGGUACGUGCUGAAUGACAAGGUCUCUUAUCCGGAGGAGACGUUCAUGGACUGGGAGUUUAAGAUCUCUGUCAUGUACGACAUCGCCAAGGGCAUGUCCUACCUGCAUGCCAGUGACAUCCAGGUGCAUGGACGCCUUAAGUCCACCAACUGUGUGGUGGACAACCGCAUGGUUGUGAAGAUCACAGACUUUGGUUGCAACUCCUUUCUCAAGCCUGGCAGAGACUUGUGGACAGCGCCAGAGCACCUCAGGAAGCAGGGCACCUCCCAAAAAGGAGAUGUGUACAGCUUCGCCAUCAUUGCUCAGGAGAUAGUUCUAAGAAAAAGUACCUUCUACACCGAAUGCUGCUCUAACCGAGCAGAAAAACUGUCCAAGGUCAUCAUGUCAUACUUCAGGCCAGAUCUAGACUUUGACACAGCUUCAGAGAAAGAACACGAAGUGUAUAUGCUGAUAAAAAGUUGUUGGGAAGAGGAUGCUGAGAAAAGACCUGACUUUAAGAAGGUAGAAAACUGUUUAGGCAAAGCCAUCAGUAAAAUUCACAACAAGGACAACGAGAGCUACAUGGACAACUUGAUUCGCCGGCUGCAGAUGUAUUCCAGAAACCUGGAGCACCUGGUGGAGGAGAGAACGGUGCUUUACAAAGCCGAGCGGGAUCGAGCAGACUGCCUCAACUUCAUGCUACUUCCUGGCCCCGUGGUGAAGAGCCUGAAGGAGACGGGCGGAGUGGAGCCUGAGCUGUACGACGAGGUGACCGUUUAUUUCAGCGACAUCGUAGGCUUUACCACGCUGUGCCAGUACAGCACACCCAUGGAGGUCGUCGACAUGCUCAAUGACAUCUACAAGGGCUUCGACAGCAUCCUGGACCACCACGACGUCUACAAGGUGGAGACAAUAGGCGAUGCCUACAUGGUGGCCUCCGGUCUCCCAAGGCGAAAUGGCAACAGACACGCGGUGGAUAUCUGCCGCAUGGCCUUGGACAUUCUGGCCUUCAUGGGCACCUUCCAGCUCCGACACCUGCCUGGCAUCCCUGUGUGGAUCCGCAUUGGUGUGCACUCAGGUCUGUGCGCAGCAGGCGUGGUGGGGAUAAAGAUGCCCAGAUAUUGUUUAUUUGGAGACACUAUCAACACGGCGUCCCGCAUGGAGUCCACCGGACACCCCCUGCGGAUACACGUCAGUCAGCCCACCAUUGAUAUCCUGACCAGGACAGACUGCAAGUUCGAGUACGAGAUGAGAGGGGAAACAUAUCUGAAGGGUAAAGGAACAGAGACCACCUAUUGGUUGACGGGUGAGACAGGAAAAGACUAUGAUCUACCAACUCCACCUACAACAGAGAACUUCCAGCGGCUCCAGCAGGACCUGGCCCACAUGAUCCUGGCUUGUCUGGAGUGCCGUUCCCAAGGCUCCGUGCGCAGAAGACGGACACUUUUAAGUGAAAGCCAGGACGACCGCACAGAUCGAGAACCUGAGGUGGAACCUCCGGAAUAUUUGCAUCUGGGCACUGUGGAUAACACCCUCAGCACAUUCUUGUGAGAUGAUAUCAGUAAAAAAUGAUAACAUCACCAAUACGACUUUAAAUUGGUCAUUUACUGCUAAGUUUGUCUUCCAUGAGAUGAACAAAGCAUUUGGUAACGUUGGCCAAAAAAGAGGCAAUACAUGACAAAGAUAAUACAGUGGUACCUCAACUUUAGAGUGUUUUGAGAUCAAAGUUGUCUUAUGCUUUAAUAUGCAAGCAAAAACGUUUGAGUUCCAAGCGUCCUCGGUCCAUGCAAAUGUCACCGUAAGAUCCAACCAAAACAUCUGGUCCUACCCACUAGCAUUAGCUUUUAGCUAAAGAUCGACAUAACUUUGUUUUUCCAAGGAUGGGAAGAAAGAAAAUGGAUGUGAAGGACAGUGCUGAGAAGAACUGGAUGAUAUUCAUUGAAUUGAAAAAAGAAAUAAUCAAAUGGAUGAUAUUAAUUGAAUUAAAAAAAUAAAUAAUCAAAAACAUGACAGAAAGUUUUGCCAAUUUGGCGAGGAAAUUUGAGCGUAACACUGCUAGCCAUACUGAAGCAGAAUGUGUCUUAACGUCAGCCAAGAAUGUUAAAAUAAUAUCAAAGCGGCAAACAUUUAUCCAUGAAAAUAUGGAGAAGUAAAAGCUGCAUAUUAUUACCUUUCUUCAUAAAACUACUGUCGUUGUUAGUACAUUCUUUUUAAAAGGCAUGUUACGUGUUAAAAUUGUGCUGUUUGGGGCGGGAAGCACCGAUGAAAUUGAUUUCAAUGGUAUUGUUGAUUUGAGAUACAAGUGUUUUGAGUUAAGAGCUCCGUCACAAAACCAAUUUAGCUCGUAAGUUGAGGUACUAGUGUACUUGUUGUGGUAAGAGUGUCUGCCCUAAGAUCGGGAGGUUGUGAGUUCAAACCCCGGCCGAGUCAUACCAAAGACUAUAAAAAUGGGACCCAUUACCUCCCUGCUAGGCACUCAGCAUCAAGGAUUGGAAUUGGGGGUUAAAUCACCAAAAAUGAUUCCCGGGCGCGGCCACCGCUGCUGCUCACUGCUCCCCUCACCUCCCAGGGGGUGAACAAGGGGAUGGGUCAAAUGCAGAGGACAAAUGGGCAUAUAACACAAGGGGUUUAUAACCACUUUUGUAUGACAUUUCGCUUCUUAUUUUGCAUUUGCAGCGAAAACAUUUUUGUCAAAAACUAUUUGCGCUUUAAAUACGUGACUUUUGAAAAAAGCCUGAAGUUCAUAGUUAGCACUUAUAUCAAAUGUUUGUUGCUUGUGAAAUCAUGUCAAAUAAUUAUAAAAGAAAUACAUAGGACAGCAUAUUUUUUAACCAGAGUCUUUUAUUUUGAGAGUAGUGACAUGUAUUUACACAAAAUACAACUUUUUUUUUUUCAGAAUGUUUCUCAGCUUGUUGUGUUGUAAAGUACAUUGAAGCUGUGACU